Molecule: messenger RNA, 1677 nt
Organism: Debaryomyces hansenii CBS767
Lineage: Eukaryota; Fungi; Ascomycota; Pichiomycetes; Serinales; Debaryomycetaceae
Product: FG-nucleoporin
Exons: 1
Coding region: 1-1677 (558 amino acids)
Molecular function (GO): metal ion binding
Source: RefSeq, a predicted model, not a curated record
AUGGCAAAUAACAAGCUUCCUUGCAAAUUCUAUGCAUCUGGUAACUGUAAGUUUGGAAAUAAUUGUAAGUUUGCUCAUGUGAAUAAUAAUAAUAAUAGCAAUUCUGGUCAAAACAAUGCAUCUGUACUAGAGAAAUUUAUAUCUCCAAAUACGCUUUAUGACAAGACAUCACAGAUUAAGCAAGACUUAAGCGAUUAUAAGCUGCUUCAGAGUAAUCCGGUGUUGUCAAGUUAUGGGUUAGGAUUUCCUGCUGUCAAUAAUUUAAUACUGGGAAGAGAUCUUUCGUACGAAGAAAUCAGGCUACAGUAUCUAGAGGCUGUUGCAUCUAAUUCAUUUCCAGAAUAUGAGAGAAGCAUAGAGGCUAGGCGUAAGGAUAUGGAUUAUUGUGUAGAUCAUCUACGGGGACAAGAGCAGGUUGCAGCUAGAUAUCAACAGAAAAGUGCAGAGCCUAAUGUUGGACCUGCGAAACCAUUUAUUCCAUUAAGUUUGGAGGAAAGUAUAGCGCAAUUAUCAAACCCAGGGAACAAAGCAUUUGGUUCGGCAAAUAAUCAGAGCAAUCCAUUCGGAGCUACGACGUUUGGAAAUGCAAGUUCUUCAGGUGCUUUUGGUGCUCAACCGAAUCCAUUUGAAUCAAAGCCUAACACCGGUUCGGGAUUUGGAAAUUCAGGAUUUGGUAACUCCAAUACAAACACCCAAUCAGCAUUUGGAGCUGCUGCUGCUGGUGCCUUUGGAAAACCUGCUUCAACAACAACAUCGGCAUUUGGAGCCCCAUCAACAGGCUCAGCGUUUGGUUCAACUGUGUUUGGAAGCGCUCAACCCACUGCGUCAUCAGGUUCAUUUGGCUCAUCAGGUUUCGGUAAUUCAAAACCAGCUGCAACGGCCUCUGCAUUUGGAGCUCCACCUACUGGAUCAGCGUUUGGUUCAACUGGAUUUGGAAGCGCUCAACCCACUGCAUCGUCCGGAUCUGCAUUUGGAUCAUCAGGUUUCGGUAAUUCAAAACCAGCCUCAGCAACCUCUGCAUUUGGAGAUCCUUCAACUGUAUCAGCAUUUGGCUCAACUGGAUUUGGCAAUCCACCAGGCGGAUCAGCAUUUGGCUCAUCAGGAUUUGGAAAUGCAUCUACAUCUAGUGGUUCGGCACCAGGCACAAGUGGUUUUGGCCAAUCAGGAUUUGGCCAGUCUACAAACAAUACAACUAAUCUGCCAUUUGGUAAUCUAACUAAUGAUAAUAAGGCAUCUCCAUUUGGCGCUACUAAUGACAAUAAUUCUACCAGUGCAUUUGGAGCGGGGUCAACAAGCUCGAAUCCAUUUGGAUCUUCAGCCGGAAAAGGGGCAACUCCAUUUGGAACUAUGAGUAACCAAAAUAAAACACUGGCAUUCGCCCUCUCUGCUAAUACUAAUCUGGCAUUUGGACAAUCGAGCUCUAAUGGCAGUGCUUUUGGAGCCUCGAACAACACACCACAACAGUUUGGAUCUGGUAAUAAUGGCUCAGGUUUCGCAAAUAGCUCUGCACCAUUGGGUCAAUCAGGUUUUGGCUCGACAUCUGCACAGCCGUCAAAUGUGUCUAAUGACACCAGUCUUGAUGAAUAUGACCCUAAGGUACUUGAAGCAUUUUCAGCUGCCAAAUUCGAAUUAGGUAAAAUUCCUGAAGUCCCACCGCCUGUAACGUUGUGCCAAUAG